Messenger RNA from Menidia menidia (Atlantic silverside), 1158 nucleotides. The record is from the annotation of a GenBank genome assembly. NCBI's taxonomy places the organism in Eukaryota, Metazoa, Chordata, Actinopteri, Atheriniformes, Atherinopsidae.
AUGAGGCGACUCAAGCGGGGCGCCCGGCCUGUCACCAACUUUUUAAGGAACCUGUCGGCCUUAUCCAACUGGCACUCCGUCUACACCUCAGCUAUUGCCUUCAUUGUGAAAAACCCGGAGGAGGCUGAGGCGGAGGAGGAGGAUGAAGACGGGGACCGGGAGCCGGACUACCGAGACGUGGUGAUCAGGACCGACUCCAAGGUGAAGGAGCUGUACGACGUGGAGGAGAGGCUGGGAACGCUGGAGGACUCCCCACCGCAGCCCCCCCGGAAGCAGCAGUCCCCCUCCAACAACGGCACAGGCUGGAGGACUCCCCACCACAGCCCCCCCGAAAGCAGCAGUCCCCCUCCAACAACGGCACAGAUUUACAUGAAUGCUGCUUGGCACGGCUGGGCCAUCCCCAUGUUCCUGUUCCUGGCCAUCCUGCGCCUGUCCUUAAAUUACCUCAUCGCCAGAGGUUGGAGGAUCCAGUGGAGCAUCGUGCCUGAGGUCUCUGAGCCCAUGGAGCCUCCAAAGGAGGACCUGACUGUAUCUGAGAAGUUCCAGCUCGUCCUGGAUGUGGCCCAGAAAGCUCAGAACCUUUUUGGGAAGAUGGCGGACGUUUUGGAGAAGAUUAAGAACCUGUUCAUGUGGGUGCAGCCGGAGAGCACCCGGAAGCUCUACAUCUGCCUCUGGAUGGCCUUCAUCACCUCCUGCGUGUUUCCAUACAAGCUGAUGGGCUUCAUGAUGGGUGUUUACGCCGGCAUCAAGUUCUUCAUCAUCGACUUCCUGUUCAAGAGCUGCCCUAAGCUCCGGGACAAGUACGACACGCCCUUCAUCGUGUGGAACAGCCUCCCCACCGACCCGCAGCUCAAGGAGAGGACCAACGCCACCGUCUCCCGCCGGCCGGAGAAAACGGGCCGGCCCCUCCUCAUCCCGACUUUGAGGCUCCGCCCCUCUCCUGGACUCCAUUUAAGGGCCGUUAAAGGCACCACAGAGCGCGCCCAGAGGGAGGUGUGGAGCUCGCGGCUGCAGAAGUGGCUGUACGAGCGUUUCGGCGUCUACAUCGAGGACUUCCGCUUCCAGCCGGAGGAGAACACGCCUGAGGGGCGUUCAGCAGCGAUUGGCUGUCAGCUGAAGGUGGACGGCGUGUUGGAGAAAGUGAAAGCUAACACCUGA